This is a messenger RNA of Alternaria alternata, 992 nucleotides long. RefSeq lists its product as hypothetical. Bases 93 to 800 code for a protein of 235 amino acids. The transcript has a single exon. Lineage: Eukaryota; Fungi; Ascomycota; Dothideomycetes; Pleosporales; Pleosporaceae. The record is from RefSeq and is a predicted model, not a curated record.
UCAGGCACGAUCGAAACAGACCUUGAUUACUUAUUCAGAAUUUACGAAUACUGGUGUGCUUUCAGACGCAGUUACUCUGGACUUGCCCUACCAUGGCAAAAGAUAUACUCGUUGCAUUGAACGGUGUCGCACAGGAUGUCGCUGGAGCGAUGAACGACACCCUGGUCGCUGGCUUGUGGCGAGGUCGCUUCAUCGAAGACAUGUGCUGGGCACGAAAGCCGAUCCCAAUCAGUUCAUACUCAGCCGAAAAAGCCCUGAGGUCUACUGUUUGGCGUGCACCAACCUGGAGUUGGGCGAGUAUCAGCCAUCCUGUAGAGCGCUGGGUAUCGUGGUCUGGUAUCAAUAGAAAGUCAAAACCAGCUUACGACAUGGCUGCGAUCGAGACUUUACUUGUAGACCAAAGGCCUUCUGGAGAGCUCGUUCACGCUUCCAUGACAUUGAGAUGUCGCCCAAUAUUGAUAUUUCCGCCAGAGUCGGCUGUUUUAACGUGGGAGCCAUACGAUAAUACUAUGAUCCUUGACGAUACUACGAAAUGGGACCUAGAUGACUUAGGUUGCGAAGUCAGUCUAGUCGUCCUUCGCCAUUGCUGCUACGGAUCAGUGGGAGAAGGAUAUGUACAGGCCAUCUUGAUUACACCAAGCCGGACUCAAAGUGGGAGCUACGAACGCGUCGGUUCUUUUGCCAUCGAUGCAGACUCUAGAAUGCUCAUCUAUACAGAUUUCGAUAAGAAGACGCCUAUACUGCGCAGUAUUCUUGACGGAUACCAUAAAACACAAGAAACAAUGAUCGAACUCGUAUGACGCGGGGACGCUUUGGCAAAUUUAAACUAUUUGGACACGUAGCGGAGCUUGAAUGACCAUGACAAUAUCCUUUUGCUUGACUUCUGAUGUCGUGAGCUCCAAUUCAAGGAUUUCUCGAGCUGCUACGAAUCCGAUACUGCUCUUUGUACGGCUUGCCGAGGCUCAUAUUGAUUCAAUCAGAUUGGAUACCAU